AUGUCGUUUGUUUCACUGGUUAAUGAAUGGCAAGAUUACAGUUACAGCCAGCCAUCUUCAUCAUCAAACUUUGUAGACAUAACCUCCCUCAUUGAAGCAGAAGCUCAGCUGUACGCGGAUGAAGCUGAGAGUAGCCACUUCAAUGCAGAGCCGCUUCAGUACCAACCGCAACCAGAGUGUGAUGAUGGAAUCCCUAGAACCUGCUACUGUGGUGCGGAGCCAGUUGUGGGCUACUCUACAACUCGUAAAGACCCAUACAGACGUUACUUUACGUGCAACAAUACUGAAGAUGGUGACUGCCACGUUUGGAAAUGGUGGGACGUGGCAGUGAUAGACGAGAUGAGGGACAUUCAGCGGGAGCUUAGGCAGCUUAAGGGUGCACUUAACGAGAGUGAGCAGAAGGUUGUUAUCCUCGAGAAGACAGUAUCCGAGUUUUCAAAGAAGAAACCAGGAGUGAAGCUAAUGGUCUCUACCUUAGUUUUAAUAGAGUUGGUGUUACUUAUUCUACUUGGAAUAUUAGGCAAGGCUUCAAAGGAGAGUGGCGGACGUCGCUUGUUUCUGAAUCAAGUCCUCCAUUCUUGCAAGCAGAGGUGGUCUCGGAUUAACGACCACGUUGCAAAGUUUUGUGGUUGCUAUGAUCGUGCUCUUCGGCAGCAAAGAAGUGGUCAGAAUGAUGACGAUGUGAUGAAGGCUGCUUUAGAUUCUUUCUUCAAUAUUAUGAACAUAAAGUUCAUCAUGGAUCACUGCUGGAGGGAGCUGAGGUAUGACCAGAAAUGGUGCUCACUGGUUCAGGGUAAGGACACUGUUAAGGAGAAGCGCAAAGUGGUGGACCUCGAUGGAGAAGAAGCGCCUGUGGGAGAAGAAGAGGCUAGACCUCCCGGGGUGAAGGCUGCGAAAGCUGCUCUUAAGAAGAAGAAGAAUGGCAGAGAGGAGGAGUUGUCAAACUUACAUGGCGUUUUACAAAUCAAAGAAAAACUCUCAAGGCAAAAGCUUCUUGAUCGUUUAUUCGCGAAAAAAGAGCCUCUAACUGAGAUGGAAACUACGUUAAAACUCAAACUAAUGUCUGAAUUGCUUUGA
Messenger RNA from Raphanus sativus (radish), 1077 nucleotides. RefSeq lists its product as uncharacterized. The transcript has 4 exons. Lineage: Eukaryota; Viridiplantae; Streptophyta; Magnoliopsida; Brassicales; Brassicaceae. Bases 1 to 1077 code for a protein of 358 amino acids. The record is from RefSeq and is a predicted model, not a curated record.